ACCGGAAUCCCCCCCUCCUUCCCUCCAAGCCUCUAGGCCAUAACCAGUCGCGCCGCCGCCGCGGUCGAGGGGCUAGUCUGCGCCGGCGACCACCGGAGAGGAGGAGGGAGGCGCGCGCGCCCGGGACGUUCUCGAGCCGUACGCCGACGCCGGUGGCCACUCCGGAAAAGGGUUGCACAGACUGAUUUUGAGAGCACUGAUGACUUGGGAGCAUCCGUCCGUAGUCAGGCUGCUUGGUGGUUAGUUGAUGAGACGUUAAUUAACUGACAGCAGAAAGCAGCCCCGCUGAACCAAAAAUGGCGGCCCUGCCACUGGCCACGGCGGAGGCGUGCGACGCGAACGCGCGCAUGAUCACCAGCGGCGAGCUCCGCGCGCUGCAGCCCGUCUUCCGGAUGUACGGCGGGCGGCGGCUAUUCGCGGGCCCCGUGGUGACGGUGAAGGUGUUCGAGGACAACGUCCUGGUGCGUGGCAUCCUGGAGGAGAAGGGCGAGGGCAGGGUCCUGGUGGUCGACGGCGGCGGGAGCCUCCGCCGCGCCCUCCUGGGGGGCAACAUCGCCAUGCUGGCGCAGAACAACGGGUGGGCCGGCAUCGUCAUCAACGGCUGCGUCCGGGACGUCGACGAGAUCAACGAGUGCGACAUCGGCGUGCGGGCUCUCGGCUCGCACCCGAUGAAGUCGGACAAGAGGGGGGUGGGCGAGAAGCACGCCCCGGUCACCGUCGCCGGCGCCAGGAUCUGCGACGGCGAGUGGCUCUACGCCGACGCCGACGGCAUCCUCGUCUCCAGGACCGAGCUCAGCGUGUAGUUCCUCUCUGUGUGUACACUUACUUGUGUGUAAAAUGAUGUACGUAUGUAUGAACGGAUGAACUGGGCUCUGCACAAAACAGAGGAGGAGGGCUGUGGCUGCUUCAGAACACAGAAGCUCUGAUAUCUGAACUUGAGAUGCCAGGAGCUCUCAACUGAAGAUGUAAAUAAUGAUGGCAGGCUUGCCUUGCUUGAUCAAAUGGAGUGAACAAUGGGGAAUUGGGGACUGUAAUAAUACUUAUUGGAUGCCUUCAUUGCACUGUCAAGUUUCUGUAUUAUGCUGUGCUGAAUGAAGCUUAAUUAUUCAGAGUGAUAAGAUUGUAUGUAUACACAUGUGUUCUUGAUCAAACAAUGUGCUUAUGUUAAUUAAUCUUGACGGAGAA
Triticum aestivum (bread wheat) is the source of this 1185-nucleotide messenger RNA. Its product is annotated as putative 4-hydroxy-4-methyl-2-oxoglutarate aldolase 2. NCBI's taxonomy places the organism in Eukaryota, Viridiplantae, Streptophyta, Magnoliopsida, Poales, Poaceae. The transcript has 3 exons. Gene Ontology annotation, biological process: regulation of RNA metabolic process. The record is from RefSeq and is a predicted model, not a curated record. Gene Ontology annotation, molecular function: ribonuclease inhibitor activity. The coding region runs from base 297 to 803 and encodes 168 amino acids.